This is a messenger RNA of Cucurbita moschata (crookneck pumpkin), 606 nucleotides long. Its product is annotated as 60S ribosomal protein L37-3-like. Lineage: Eukaryota; Viridiplantae; Streptophyta; Magnoliopsida; Cucurbitales; Cucurbitaceae. The record is from RefSeq and is a predicted model, not a curated record. Gene Ontology annotation, cellular component: cytosolic large ribosomal subunit; ribosome. Bases 85 to 372 code for a protein of 95 amino acids. Gene Ontology annotation, biological process: translation. Gene Ontology annotation, molecular function: structural constituent of ribosome; RNA binding. The transcript has 4 exons.
AUUCGGUCAUAUAAAACAGCCAUUUUCUCUUCUGGAAGCUGCAGAUAGAACUUUUCCACCCUAGGGUUUCUUCGUCCUGCAUCAAUGGGUAAGGGUACGGGAAGUUUUGGUAAGAGGAGGAACAAGACCCAUACUCUCUGUGUGCGGUGCGGCCGCCGCAGCUUCCAUCUCCAGAAGAGUCGGUGUUCAGCAUGUGCUUUCCCUGCUGCCCGCAAGCGAAAGUAUAACUGGAGUGUGAAGGCCAUUAGGAGAAAGACAACCGGAACUGGAAGGAUGAGGUACAUGCGCCAUGUUCCGCGUAGAUUCAAGAGCGGCUUCAGAGAGGGUACUGAAGCUGCACCCAGGAACAAGGGAGCUGCAGCAUCAGCAUAAGGUUUUGGAAGGAGUUCAACUUAAUUUCAGUUCCCAACUAUAGCUUUCAGUAGGGGCUUUACUCGUCUGAGGAUCAUUUCAUAUAAUUUUGUUUUCUAGUUUUGCCUUUUCAUGAUUUAGUUGAACGCGGUUUCUUUAAUAUUUAAUGUUUUGAAAUUUGGACAAAGAUGAAUCAGAUUAUUCGUACUCUGCUACUUGUUUUUGUGCUAUUUUUAGCGUGUUCUUAUUCUUCCC